AUGGCUCUAAGUGUUUAUCUUUUGCAGUUGGUGGCUUUCUUGGAUUUAUUGGCAGUAGGGCUUAUAGUUCCCCUCGUGCCAAAUCAUGUUCGGCAGUUAGGAGGGAAUCAUAUAUACAUUGGCUUGCUUGGUUCAAUUUAUUCUGGAUUUCAGUUAGGGUCAGGUCCUCUUAUAGGCAGUUUAAGUGAUCUCAAAGGCCGUAGGAUGAUAUUGAUGCUGACAUUGUUGAUGUGCGCAGGAGCAUACAUAAUUUUAGGACUGACUACCUCAAUUGCAGUUAUUCUAAUUUUGAGGGCAAUAUUAGGUUUAUUUAAACAAACACAGAUGUUAACUAAGGCACUUGUGCCAGAUUAUGAAAGUGAUCAAGUUAAGCAAUCAGUUAUAUAUGGAAAAAUGGCAGCCAUAUCAGGCAUUGGUAUUACUUUGGGUCCCGUGAUCGGAGGACACAUUGCAGAGGACCACCCAGACUUUGGUUUUUUAUAUAUUGCCAUUAUUGUUACUGCAUGUUUUAUUGCUAAUGCAGGAAUUGUAUAUUUUCUUCCAACAAACAAAGAAAAGGAAACAACAAAAGAAGCAAAAAGUAAAAAGAAACCCUCAAGUAUAUGGCAGAAAAUAGUUACUAGUAGUAAACAAUCUGUAUUGGAGUUGUCAAAGAUACCAUGUUACCCAUUUUUAAAGCAGUUCAGUCCUUUA
Molecule: messenger RNA, 693 nt
Organism: Iphiclides podalirius (scarce swallowtail)
Lineage: Eukaryota; Metazoa; Arthropoda; Insecta; Lepidoptera; Papilionidae
Source: the annotation of a GenBank genome assembly